Messenger RNA from Alternaria arbusti, 1140 nucleotides. RefSeq lists its product as uncharacterized. Gene Ontology annotation, biological process: lipid metabolic process. Lineage: Eukaryota; Fungi; Ascomycota; Dothideomycetes; Pleosporales; Pleosporaceae. Gene Ontology annotation, molecular function: phosphoric diester hydrolase activity. The transcript has 3 exons. The record is from RefSeq and is a predicted model, not a curated record. Bases 1 to 1140 code for a protein of 379 amino acids.
AUGUUGGGAUCAUUGGCAUCUGCGAGCUUAAUGCUGUUCGCUCAAAGCGCACUGGCAUCCAAGUCUGACAUCCGUUUCAACCAUAUUCAAGUCGUUGGAACGCACAACUCCUACCAUCGUGAAGUCUCACUCGCCGAGCGACCAGUCUUUGAGAAAUACGUACCGUCUCCAGAAGACUACUACUACUCGCACGCAGAGCUCGACAAUCAAUUGGAGUACCAGUCGGUGCGCUCUUUCGAGCUCGACUUACAUUCGGAUGCAAAGGGCGGCCUGUACUAUCCCCCUGUCAUAUGGACGCUAUCAAACUUGACAAAUGCCACCACUCCUUACAAUGGUGACAUUCUGAAGAAGCCAGGUAUCAAGGUGUUCCACGUCACAGACUUCGACCCCGAUUCUGUCUGCCACACCUUCAUCGACUGUCUCAAGCAGUUGAAGAGUUGGUCAGACGCAAAUCCGAGACACGUCCCCAUCACUAUUGAUCUCGAGCUCAAGACCGAUGCGCCGGCAUGUUCGUUAGGCGGUGUCUGCCCUGGCGAAGCGACAAACUGGACGCUCCCUCGCCUCUUGAACGUCGACGCGGAGAUCCUCUCCGUAUUCCCUAAGAAGCAACUCAUCCGCCCCGACGACGUGCGCAAGAGUGGCCUCACCCUCGAGCAAACCAUCCUGCAACAAGGCUGGCCGAAGCUGAAGGACGUUCGCGGCCGCCUUCUGUUUUUCUUCGAUAACGACCCGAAACCCAGUGACCCCAACUCGCCUCGCGAGCUCUACAAAACCGGCGCCCCCUCGCUACAAAACCGCACUGUCUUCACCAAUGCGCUCGAAGGAUCUUCCGAUGCUGCAUUCAUCAAAUACAAUGAGCCGCGCGCCAACGGCAUAGCAGAGAUCCAGCGUCUUGUCAAGAAGGGCUACUUGAUCCGAACACGUGCUGAUAUACCCAUCGAUACCAUCUUGAACCGCACUACAGAGAUGAGGGAUUUGGCUUUUGAGAGUGGUGCGCAAAUUGUUAGUACCGAUUUCCCGGCUUGGGGCAUGAGCAGUCGAUGGGGUUGGGAUUAUGUCGCCAGGCUUCCCGGAGGAUUGGCUGCGAGAUGCAAUCCUCUUAUCGCACCGGAAGGCUGCAAGGACAAAGAUCUGGAGUAG